This is a messenger RNA of Sclerotinia sclerotiorum 1980 UF-70, 2697 nucleotides long. RefSeq lists its product as hypothetical. Gene Ontology annotation, molecular function: catalytic activity. Lineage: Eukaryota; Fungi; Ascomycota; Leotiomycetes; Helotiales; Sclerotiniaceae. The record is from RefSeq and is a predicted model, not a curated record. Bases 1 to 2697 code for a protein of 898 amino acids. The transcript has 3 exons.
AUGCGGGCAAAGGCCGACAACUCACCAAGGAACAGAAAUCGAAAUCAGGAAAGUAGGGAACCUCGUAACAACCCUCGCAGCUCCCCAACCCGUCCUCAAGCAACCAUACAAGCCAUCCAGGACAUACCAGACCGGCUUUUUGAAGGGAACGUCUUUAUAGGCGGAGACUUCAACCUCCUACACCAUAACUGGCAACCCACCUAUGAGGGCAACCACUAUCCAGGAGCAGCCCCAUUCGUCAGAUGGCUGGAUAGACUACAGUUGAUCUAUACAUCCGAAAUCGACAAACCCACGCACAGGGCAGGCAAUGUCCUAGACCUAGCUUUCUGCUCAACCAACCUAUUCCAACAAGGUCUGAACACAAGGAUAGCAGACCAUCUGGACUCAACCUCUGACCACUUCCCCCUUCUCACCAACAUCCCAUGGAGCACAAAGAUAACACAUACACAUAAAAAGCUUAGAAUCCGUAGCCUCGAACCCGACCUCUUUAAAGAACUCCUGAAUAUCAAUCUCACAAAGGUUAAUACUACACCACAAAAUGAAGAAGAACUCGAUAGACAUACCGAGGACCUCGUCUCGGCAAUACUCAACUCCUAUAACGGAGCAGCUAAGCGGGCCCUAGGACAGAACACCGACCAACCAUGGUGGAAUAACGACUGCAGCGAUGCACGGUCCCGGUAUCGCCACCAACAAAUUGACAAGAAAACCUUCAGACGAGUAAUCAGAAGAGCACAAAAAACCUUCUACCAAGAAAAACUGGACCAGGCCCAACAGGCAAAAGAUGUAUUCGCAAUGACGAAAUGGCACAGAUCCUCCGGAUCCUUCCAUUCCCCCCCCAUGAAGGACCCAAUGGAACCAGACGCCACACCCGCGACAGGGACGCUAGACAAGCAAAGAAUCCUAAUAAACAACCUCCUCAGAAGAACUACGGAGGUCGGCGACAUACCAACCGAUUGCCCCACGGUUCCAUCGAUUGCACUCCCCUCCCCGGUCAUCAACGAACUCUCGAUCCGCGAAGCUGUACUAGGAGCGGGCAACACUGCCCCAGGCGCAGAUGAGCUCCCAACGAGCAUCUUAAAGAUAGCCUGGCCCCUUAUUGAGUCCUUCGUCACCCAACUCUAUCAUAGCUGCAUAAGAAUUGGUCACCAUCCAAAACCCUUCCGUAGCGCGAUCCUCACGAUCAUACCCAAACCCAAUAAGGCUGACCUCUCAUCCCUGAGAUCCUACAGACCUAUAGCCCUCCUAUCCGUACUGGGUAAAGGUCUUGAACGCCUCAUCGCCAGACAAAUGUCCUGGACAUCGGUCACCCAUUUAGUACUAGCCUCUCAACAGUUUGGGGCCCUUCCCCUUCGGUCAGCCGUAGACCUCACAACCUGCCUCACCCACGACGUCGAGCAGGCACUUAACUCCAGGGAGUCAGCCUCGCUCCUAACCUUAGACAUCAAAGGAGCUUUCGAUGCUGUCCUCCCAGGCCGGCUAAUCCGGAGACUCCGAGAACAAGGAUGGCCCCACAACUUGAUCAAAUGGAUCAUUUCCUUUUCGACCGGAAGGAUGGGGCAAGACACGGUCAAGUUCGGAUACGCGGACGACGUAGCUAUACUAGCCGCCUCGAAAUCCCUGGCCGAUAACGCCGAGCGAAUCACAUCCACAGUUGACGAGAUUGUAAAUUGGGGCACAUCGGAAGGCAUCACCUUCGACCCCGGCAAGUCCGAAUUGAUCCAUUUCUCCAAGCAUAAGUCAGACAAGGAUCCCAACUCAACCCCAACGGUCACCAUAGAAGACUGUGUAAUCAAGGAACUCAACAAUGGGAAGCCCUACCUUCGGUGGCUUGGCAUCCUCUUUGACAAAAAGUUGUCCUUCAAAUGGCAUGUGAGAGAGCUCACUGCUAAAGCAUUGAUAAUGGCCAAGGCCCUCAAGUCUCUUGGAAACACGACAAGAGGAGUCCCAGCCAACCUACUUCGACAAGCAGCUGAAGCCUGCGUACUCAAGAAAGCGUAUUACGGCGCCGAGACAUGGUGGCCAGGCCGAUCACGCCCAGGCAACGACCACAGCACCAACAAUGGAGUCGACAAUCAUAUCAAUUUCCUCAACAGACUCACCUUAGAGUGUGCCAGAGCAAUACUACCGGUCUGGAGUACAACGAACACAGCAACCCUCUACCAAGAAACGGGACUCAGACCUCCUGAGAUUGAACUCGACAACAUGGCCCGCACAGCGGCAGUCAGAACCAGAAGGCUAGAUCCUUACCACCCCCUUACGUGGAGAGCAGAGUGGAUCCAAGAGAGCCCAAACCGCUUUAAAACACGAUACGCUAGGCGUAUCCUCUCACUCCCGCCGUCGGAACGGAUCAACCCCCUGGCGGCCCCUAAGUGGCUCGACCCCGAAACGAGGGAAGAAAUCCUGCAACGCAUACACGGCCCUAUAGGCCGUUCCAAAGACGAAGCAGCGACCGACUUCAAUGAGUUCUACAACCUACUCCCCUGCAAAGACAUCGUAAUCUUCUCAGACGGAUCGAAACACGCAAACGGCAGCACUGGAAGCGGUUUUGUCGGCUAUCAGAACAACCGUAAGAUCUGCGAAGGGAGCUCGGCAUUGGGGAAAAACAAGGAGGUUUAUGAUACAGAAGCGGUAGCAGCAUUUGAGGGCCUCAGAGCGGCAACAACCUCGUUAGAAGCAGGUACAGCAGCGGACAUAUAG